AUGGACGAGAGUGUCCUGGAUGAAAAGACACGAGUUGAGCGAUAUGACUCCCAAUCGUGGGAAUCGCUCAAGACAAAUCCUCUCUAUGACGAUUUGGUUGAAUUCGAGGAUGUUUUCCCUGAAACUGUUCCGUGCGAAUUACCGAAGGAUAAAGGUACUCGACACGAGGUCGAGCUUAAACCAGGCUCGAAAUACUGUGUCAUGAAGCAGUGGCCACUGCCUCGUGAACAGGUCACAGCGAUCGACAAAUUCUUUGCCGAUCGUUUAGCUGCGGUCCAUGUGAGGGAAUUAACAUCCCCACACAGCUCUCUGACCUUCUGUGUGCGAAAGACCACAGGAGGGUGGCGGAUUGUGCACGCGUUCAACAAAUUAAACGCUGCAACGGUACCGGCUCAAACGCCGAUACCAAGGAAGGACGUCAUCAUAGAUGGUAUGGCAAAAAGUACCAUCUUUUCGUCCAUGGAUCUGAUGGAUGGAUUCUAUCAGAUCCUCAUGCGUAAACUGGAUAUCCCUUACACAGCAGUGAGCACUCCCAGUGGUAUGCUCUGGCAGUGGCUAGUGAUGCCACAUGACUAA
This is a messenger RNA of Peronospora matthiolae, 576 nucleotides long. Lineage: Eukaryota; Oomycota; Peronosporomycetes; Peronosporales; Peronosporaceae. The record is from the annotation of a GenBank genome assembly.